Molecule: messenger RNA, 1613 nt
Organism: Erinaceus europaeus (western European hedgehog)
Lineage: Eukaryota; Metazoa; Chordata; Mammalia; Eulipotyphla; Erinaceidae
Gene: B3GAT3
Product: beta-1,3-glucuronyltransferase 3
Exons: 5
Coding region: 201-1208 (335 amino acids)
Biological process (GO): carbohydrate metabolic process; chondroitin sulfate proteoglycan biosynthetic process
Cellular component (GO): Golgi membrane
Molecular function (GO): galactosylgalactosylxylosylprotein 3-beta-glucuronosyltransferase activity
Source: RefSeq, a predicted model, not a curated record
GCGUUGGGGGGGGGGCGGCUCACAGACUGACCGGAAGUGGGCCGAGGGGCGCGGGCGACCUCAGCCCGCGGAACCCGUAGAGCGGAGCUGGGGGGGAAGAGGAGGGCGGGGCCGCUGCAGGGGCGGGGCCCGCGGGCUGCCGGGGGCUGGGGGCUGGGACCCCUCCUGCCGGCCCGAUCGCGCGAGGCGGCGGCACGGCCAUGAAGCUGAAGCUGAAGAACGUGUUCCUCGCCUACUUCCUGGUGUCCAUCGCCGGCCUCCUCUACGCGCUGGUGCAGCUCGGCCAGCCAUGUGACUGCCUCCCUCCCUUGCGGGCAGCAGCAGAGCAGCUUCGACAGAAGGAUCUGAGGAUUGCCCAGCUGCAGGCCGAACUCCGCCGCCCGCCCCCUGCCCCUGCCCAACCUCCCGAACCUGAGGCCCUGCCAACCAUCUACGUCGUUACCCCCACCUACUCCAGGCUGGUGCAGAAGGCAGAGCUGGUGCGACUAUCCCAGACACUGAGCCUUGUGCCCCGGCUGCACUGGCUGCUGGUGGAGGACGCAGAGGGCCCCACCCCCUUGGUCUCAGGGCUGCUGGCUGCCUCCGGCCUCCUCUUCACACACCUGGCUGUCCUCACCCCCAAGGCCCAGCGGCUCCGGGAGGGUGAGCCAGGCUGGACCCAUCCCCGUGGUGUGGAGCAGCGGAACAGGGCCCUGGAGUGGCUCCGGAGCGGAGUGGGCGCUGUCGGGGGAGAGAGGGUUCCACCCGUACCUGGAACCCGAGGAGUCGUGUACUUUGCAGAUGAUGACAACACCUACAGCCGGGAACUCUUUGAGGAGAUGCGCUGGACCCGGGGCGUCUCCGUGUGGCCCGUGGGACUGGUGGGCGGCCUGCGGUUUGAGGCCCCCCGGGUACAAGAUGGCCGGGUCGUAGGUUUCCACACAGCCUGGGAGCCCAACAGGCCCUUCCCGGUGGACAUGGCGGGAUUUGCCGUUGCCCUGUCCCUGCUGCUGGCUAAGCCUGAGGCUCAGUUUGAUGCAGCUGCUCCCCGGGGCCAUCUGGAGAGUAGUCUCCUGAGUCACCUUGUGGAUCCCAAGGACCUGGAACCUCGGGCUGCCAACUGCUCUCGGGUUCUGGUGUGGCACACACGGACAGAGAAGCCCAAGAUGAAGCAGGAGGAGCAGCUGCAGCGGCAGGGCCAAGGCUCAGAUCCAGCCAUGGAAGUGUGAUGGAGGCCCCACCCCACCCACCACCUCACCAGGCAUGGAUGGACCUUCCAAGGGGCCUGUGGCCUGCCCGGGAUGUGGUAUUCCAAACCCUGACCCCUCAGAGCCAGACCGGCCCCCCUGCCCCUCAGAGCCAGGGAGUGGCCAACCGCCUCCCCUCCCCCAGCCUGCCAUGUGGCACUGCCCUGCCGGGGGCUGGGGACAAGCAGCUCUUGUGUUGAGCCAGGCCGGCCCUGUGUGGGGCGGAGUAGGCGGCCAGACAGACUCAAGGGCGGGAGGGGUGGGUGGCUGGGUUAAUUUAUUGGGGCUGGGCAUGCACUGGGGGGCUGGAGGAGCUGGGCUGGACCCUCCCCACCUGAGCAUGCUGACCCCCUCCUACCUCUAGAAUAAAAAAAAAAAAGACAGAAA